Messenger RNA from Branchiostoma belcheri (Belcher's lancelet), 1606 nucleotides. RefSeq names its product mitochondrial-processing peptidase subunit beta-like. Gene Ontology annotation, molecular function: metalloendopeptidase activity; metal ion binding. NCBI's taxonomy places the organism in Eukaryota, Metazoa, Chordata, Leptocardii, Amphioxiformes, Branchiostomatidae. The record is from RefSeq and is a predicted model, not a curated record. The transcript is spliced from 13 exons. Gene Ontology annotation, cellular component: mitochondrion. Bases 33 to 1460 code for a protein of 475 amino acids.
CUCAGAUAACCCCAUAUUGUCAGUUCUCCAAGAUGGCCGCCGGUCUGUGCCGUGUUUCGCUGCUUCGACUUUCAAGAACGCUUUCUCCCGGAGCAAAUACAUGGCGUUGUGCCUCCACGCGCGCGUCCUACAGCCAGACCCUUCUCAACGUGCCGGAGACUAAGGUGACCACGCUGGACAAUGGCUUCCGGGUGGCCAGCGAGGACUCAGGACUGCCCACCUGCACGGUCGGGCUGUGGAUCGACGCGGGCAGUAGGUACGAGAACCAGCGUAACAACGGCACCGCUCACUUCCUGGAGCACAUGGCAUUUAAGGGUACAAAGAACCGCUCCCAGAUGGACCUAGAGCUGGAGGUAGAGAACAUGGGAGCCCACCUGAACGCCUACACCUCACGGGAACAGACUGUCUACUACGCCAAGAGCUUCUCCAGGGACCUGGGAAAAGCGGUGGAUGUCCUGUCUGACAUCAUCCAGAACAGCACAUUGGGUGAGGCUGAGAUUGAGCGAGAGCGCGGCGUGAUUCUACGCGAGAUGCAGGAGGUAGAGACCAACCUACAGGAGGUUGUGUUUGACCACCUCCACGCCACGGCGUACCAGGGCACCGCGCUCGGGCGUACCAUCCUUGGACCCACCGAGAACAUCAAGUCUAUCAGCCGCCAGGAUCUGGUAGACUAUAUCAGCACUCACUACAAGGGCCCACGGAUUGUGCUGGCAGCAGCAGGAGGUGUGAACCAUGAUGAGUUGGUGAAGCUGGCAGACAAGUACUUCGGCCAGCUGAGUAUGUCAUACGAGGGCCAGGCACCACCCGUCCUGCCACCAUGCAGAUACACAGGCAGUGAGAUCAGAGUAAGGGAUGACAAGAUGCCAUUUGCCCACAUAGCCAUGGCUGUGGAGGGAGUUGGCUGGUCUCACCCAGACACAAUCCCCCUCAUGGUGGCCAACACUUUAAUAGGCAGCUGGGACCGUUCUUACGGAGGUGGAAACAACCUGUCCAGUAAGCUGGCCCAGGCCGCUGCUGAGGGGAACCUGUGUCACAGCUUCCAGUCCUUCAACACCUGUUAUACAGACACUGGGCUCUGGGGCAUCUACUUCGUGUGUGACGGCAUGACCAUUGAGGAUAUGACGUACUAUGUCCAGGGAGAAUGGAUGCGUCUGUGCACGAGUGUGACGGAGGGCGAGGUGCAGCGCGCCAAGAACCUGCUGAAGACCAACAUGCUGCUGCAGCUGGACGGAUCCACACCCAUCUGCGAGGACGUCGGCAGGCAGAUGCUCUGCUACGGGCGCAGGAUCCCGCUCAACGAGCUGGACGCUCGCAUCGACAGCAUUACAGCUGGCACCAUCCGUGAUGUCUGCACCAAGUACAUCUACGACAAAUGCCCUGCAGUAGCAGCAGUUGGUCCUGUGGAGCAGCUUCCUGACUACAACCGGCUACGAGGAGGCAUGUACUGGCUGCGGUGGUAACAACACACAUCGCCUGCCCGGGGAGAGAUCAGAUUAUCCAAUAGUAUUAUCUGUCAUUGUUCAAGAAAUUUGUCUAUGAAAUGUCCACUCCAAGUUUGAAGUCUAAAUCCUACACCCCAUGUAGUGACAUCUGCAGAAUUUAAUAG